AUGAAGUCCCGUUCUUCAGUUUCUAUAUAUAGAUAUGCUUUGCUGUCGGGUUGCCGUUCGGUGGAGCUUGAUUGUUGGGAUGGACCUAAUGGGGAUCCGAUGAUUACACAUGGACCUACUCAUAUUUGUUUUUGUACAACAAUACUUUUUAAGGAUGUAAUCAAAGCAAUAGCCGAGACAGCAUUCGUUACUUCGGAUCUCCCAGUAAUCCUAUCAUUUGAAAAUCACUGCAGUCAAAAGCAACAAGUCGUGAUGGCCCAAUAUUGCAGGGAAAUACUUGGAGAUUUGUUAUUGACUGAAAGCAUUGAAAAUUACCCUAUUGGAAAACCAGGCGUUAGUUUGCCUAGCCCAAAUUUAUUGCGAAGAAAAAUUUUGAUUAAAAAUAAAAUUGAAGAAAAAAGAAAUGGAGGAGGGGCUGUUUCUGAUACUCCACAGAAGGAACAAUUGAAUACUUUAACAACUAUUAAUUCUAUGGAUAAAAUAUCAGAAUUAAAAAAUAUUAAUUUAAAAGAGAAUAUAGGAUCAAUGGAUUCGGUUACUGACAGGCCUGAAUUGGAAGAGGAGAGGACUGUUACAAGGAUCUUCAUCGGAGAGUUGGGGUCGUGUGAUGAUGAUCAACCUGCUGGGAGCAACAUAACAAGACAAACGACAACAAGCGUUGAAAGCUUCGACAACAAAGUUUUAUCAUCAACAAUUACACCAACAACCUCUACCUCAACAAAUACAACAACAAAUACAAAUAUUACUGAAGCAACAACAACCUCAACAGUAACAGAAUUGAGUGAAUUAGUUACUUAUAUGCGCGCUAUGGGAAAAAUAACAAGCUUUGAACGUUGUAAUGAGCGUCAAAUUAGCACAGAGCUUUAUUCAUUAAAUGAAACAAAAGCUAUUGAGUUGCUUAAACAGUAUCCAGAAGAAUUUAGUAACCAUAAUAUACGACAAAUUACACGUGUUUACCCCAAAGGAUCCCGUGUUGAUUCAAGCAAUUAUAUGCCUUUAAUCUUUUGGAAUUGCGGUUGUCAAAUGUCUGCCAUUAAUUUACAAACUCCCGAUUUACCCAAUCAAAUAAAUUUUGCCCUUUUUGAAAUGAAUGCUAAAUGUGGUUAUAUAGCUAAACCUGCUUGUAUGAGUGAACCAAAUCUUAGUUUUAGUCCUUUUGAGUUGGAUAGAAUUGAAAAUGUUGUUCCUUAUUCACUUUGUUUAACUGUCAUUUCCGUCCAAUUACUUUCUCUAAUUUGUGAUAAACCAAAAAUGGCAGUUUAUGUUGAAAUUGAUUUGUUUGGACUUCCAGGGGAUUCGAGAAAAAGAAUGUUCCGAACACCUUCAGUAACUUCUGAUGGACUUAACACUAUUUUUAUGGAUAUCUAUGGUGGGAGUUCUUUCCGCGUGGAAAAGAUUAUUUUGCCCGCGAUGGCAUUCUUACGCUUUUCAGUAUAUGAAGAAGGCACUUCACGUAUGUUAUGUCAACGUGUUAUCCCUAUUCAAGCAAUGCAGCCUGGAUAUCGCCAUUUAGAUUUAAGGAAUGGUUUUAACAAACCUCUCGGACCAUCACUUUUUGUCCAUAUAGAAAUACAAGAUUAUGUGAGUGAUGCCCACAGGGAAUUAGUUGACGCCCUCCAAAAUCCUAUACAGGCCGCACAAAAACAACAACAAUUAAGUGAAAAGGAUCGCGAGGUUAGAUUAGCACGUGAGGAACAAAAUCAAAGGUUGCUUGAAGCAUUGGAAAGUGUAGAAAUGGGCUCAGAUGGUGAAGAAGAAAAUAGUAAAAGUAUGGCUGUUGCCUCAGGAACACCCCAAGGCAAUGGAAAAUCUGCUUUGUCAGAACAAAACCAAAAAACAUUAAUUGAAGGAGUUCAAACAACAGCAACAGAAGACAGUGCUGCUGCAAGUUGUAUGGACGAUUCUGAUGGAAAUAAUAAUUACAAAAAUAAUAAAAAGAGAGAAAAAGGAGGGAGCCGUUUUCAGAAACGAAAAACUUCAGAAAAUACGGGUGGGUGGCAUAGACUGCCAAGAUUUCAUAGAAGGCAUAAAGGGGAGCAGGAAAAGUAUCACGCCUCUUCAGUCUCUCUAGAUGAAAUAUCUGGCACCUCAGCAGGCGGUUCAAGCAUCAGAAAUAAUAUUAAAACUUCAAGUGAGAGAAAAAUGACGACAGCUUCAGAUACUUCUGAUAAGCAAAGGAAAUCGCGUUUGGAAGAAUUAGAAGUACAAUUACCUUCAAUGGAGGAAUAUGAAUUAAAUCAUAAAAUACAAAAAUUGUUGAAGACUUUUGCAAAGAAAAAUUGUUGUUUCCCCAUUCUCCCUUCCAACUUCCCCCAAUUUACUUCACAAUCUGCCAGGCGGUUGUCAAUGGCUUUUGGGACAGUUCCAAAGAAAAAUAAUAAUAUUGACAAACUUUCUUGGCAUAAAUUAAUUAAAGACAUUAAUGACAGUAUCGAAGCCCUAAUCGAAUCAGACAAAAAACAAUUUGUAAAAACAAUUGAAUCUAGUUAUGAAAAUGAUUUAAAAGAAAUUCGAGAGACUAAUGCUCGUCUUAGACUUAUUGAACUUAAUGGAGUUACUAAAAAGAAUGCCCCAAUGGAAUACAAACGCCUUUCAGAUAAAUAUGUAAAAAGAGGAGUAGAAGAAAACCGUCGUUUACUUGGAGUUAAAAUGACCAAAUUGGAAGAAUUGGGCGAACAAGCACAUUCCCUCAAACAAAAACUUGCCAACAAAACAAAUGAAAGGUUCGAUGAAGUACCACAAAUUAAUUCGGAAUAA
This is a messenger RNA of Meloidogyne enterolobii, 2757 nucleotides long. The record is from the annotation of a GenBank genome assembly. Lineage: Eukaryota; Metazoa; Nematoda; Chromadorea; Rhabditida; Meloidogynidae.